Molecule: messenger RNA, 2368 nt
Organism: Seriola aureovittata
Lineage: Eukaryota; Metazoa; Chordata; Actinopteri; Carangiformes; Carangidae
Exons: 5
Coding region: 128-1852 (574 amino acids)
Source: RefSeq, a predicted model, not a curated record
UUGCUGUUGCGUGACCCUAAUGUUAAGGGUGAGGGCGGGGUGGUGACGUCACUGAGCGGCAGGAGAGCCAACCGGAGCAAGAAAGAUUGGGAAAACGCGUUUUUCAUAUGCUACUGUUCCUGAGAAAAUGUCCACCCUCCAGACACUGAAAACUUUUAUCAACCAGCGACUCGCCGUAGCUGUGGAGGAGAUCUUCGGGCUGCUGGAAACAACCAUUUCAAACUACGAGGAGGAGAUUAAUCGCCAGCGGAGGCUGCUGGAGGACGAGAGGUCCGAGUUCCGGACCAACAAAACAGACAUGCAACAUGCUGUGAGAUUUCGUGUCAUCAUCAAUCAUGACAUCAAGAAGAUAACUUUCCAAAACGGCCUCCCCUCGUCCGUGGAGGACAUGAUGGAAGUGUUGAAACAAGCUUUCUCCAUCACCACAGACAUCGGCCUUCAGUACAAAGACACCGACUUUGAUGACUUCUUCACUCUGACCUCCACAGCUGACCUCAAGGACAAAGACACUCUCAAAGUCGUGCAUGUGCCACCAGGAAUAAUCAUGACCACAGUCCCUCAGGAGUGUAAACCCGACACCUCUGACAUGUCUUCAGUAGAUGAGCUGCUCUCUUUGGACUCCCAGGACAGUCUGAUCCCCAGUCCACCCCCCACUGAGAGGCAGAACCUGUGGCCUGCCAUCUUUCCCAUCCCCAGCUUCUCCUACAACACAGAGAUGGCUUUGAGGCAGGGCAAUGAGAAGUUCCUAAAAGACGGGACGCCUCUAACAUCACCCAGCGUCAAAUCAGACAUUCUGGAGCGGCUGGCAGAGGCCAUGUUCUCCUACACUGCUUAUCCCAACGAUCCGCAGAGGGCCGCAGUAGCACAGGCACUGAUAGAGAAGCACCCCUGCCUGAGGGAGCCCGGCUCUUUUAACGGAUGUUAUGGGUGGCAGCAAAGCCUGAAGUACAAAUGUGCAAACUACCGGAGCAAGCUAAAGGCACACGGAAACCCUGAACUGCUGAUAAACACAAUGAAACACAAGCAGGAGGGUGACAGGAAACCUGCCAAAAACAUCAAGAAACCCAGGAAAUCAGAGGUGAACUACCUCCCCCCACACCCAGCCGGGGAGACGGACGACAGCCUGGAGACUGUGAGACUCGAGCUGGUUGCAGUGAGCAGGACGAAGGACAACGCGUUCAUGAUCAAUGACAUGAUGUCCAGGACGUACAGCUGCAGACGCAGAGAGGUGGUCGGCCAGUCCAUGCAGGUGGCAGAAUUCAAGGAGAGGUGGCCCGCCCUCUUUGACCCGCUACAGAUAAACGAGGAGUUCCGCAGGUGUAACACCGUCCCCCUGGAGUCCACCUUCACCUCCCAGCUGGACAGGUACACGCCCAAGUUCCUGGAACUGUUCAGCUCCAAGGGAGGAGCUGUGGGACAGCGCAUAAAGAGCGUGUUGACAGAACUGAUAAAGGACCCCCACGUCUCCGUGGUGAAGAAGAGGGACGUGACCCUGAGGUGCCUCAUCGAGUACAUGGGGGAGAGCGUGCAGGAGCUCAUCUCGGACUACUACAGGACAGCAGAGGACAAAGUGCACAAGGAUCUUAAAUCUCAGAGUAUGAGGAUCUACGUGUGUCAGCAGCCUGAUGCAGUGGGCAUCAUCAUCGAUGGGACCCCGGUGCUGACGGGUCUGGACAAUGUGUCCAGAGCCUGCUGCCUCCUCCUGGGCCUCACCUACGCCCUCAAUCUGGAUUAUCCUCCCAAACUCGCCAAGACCUUCGAGGUCUUUCAGAGACUGUUUGUAGGACUUGACACGCUGCAGCCGAAACCAACGUCCAAGUACAUCAGCCUGAAAAACAAACUGCUGACCUGAGCUGCUGCUGCAGGAUCCAGGAUCGGAGGAGGUCUCCGUUUAUCUGAUGAUCUGGAUUCUGCUGAGUCCUCUUGGUUUGAUGAAUAAGGGUUAAAUCACUGAGCUGUGGUUCGGUUCAGGCGUGAGACUCGUCACCUCCGUGUCACAUGAUAUGAGAUAGUUCUGAUAAAAUACUGAUCUCAGCACAUGCAGCACUGAGGGUCUCAGAUUCUGUGAAGGGGAUUCUCGCUCAGUGUGUCUCUGAGGGUCUUCGAGCUCAGCUGUUCAUGCAGAGAGUCAUAAACUGGGAAGUAAAUGUAUUUUCUCACCUAAUUAGUUUUGUAUUGACCUGCAGCUGAACUGAGAGGAAAAAACACUGAAACACAUUUUAAUGUUUUAAAAGAAAAAAACAGAUUUGAUAGAUUUUGUAAACUGACGCUUCAGUUACAGGAGAGACUGGUUCACACGUGGUGCUGACAUGUGGCGUUCACAAUUGUACCUGAGUUGAAAAAAAUAAAAUCAGAUUUCCUCCUCUGA